Stegostoma tigrinum is the source of this 7507-nucleotide messenger RNA. RefSeq names its product phosphatidylinositol-4,5-bisphosphate 3-kinase, catalytic subunit beta (gene pik3cb). The transcript is spliced from 23 exons. The coding region runs from base 350 to 3559 and encodes 1069 amino acids. Gene Ontology annotation, biological process: phosphatidylinositol-3-phosphate biosynthetic process; cell migration; phosphatidylinositol-mediated signaling. The record is from RefSeq and is a predicted model, not a curated record. Gene Ontology annotation, cellular component: plasma membrane; cytoplasm; phosphatidylinositol 3-kinase complex. Lineage: Eukaryota; Metazoa; Chordata; Chondrichthyes; Orectolobiformes; Stegostomatidae. Gene Ontology annotation, molecular function: 1-phosphatidylinositol-3-kinase activity; 1-phosphatidylinositol-4-phosphate 3-kinase activity.
AAAUCUCGGCUGAUUUUCCUGGUUUGGACUUCACUGCGGUGCCGAAGUUGGAGUUGGUCUCGCUGGUCUGGUCAGUAUCUCUGUAACUGACCUCACCGAACGGAACCAUCCAAACAGCAGGGCAAGUUACAACAACAGAUGAAAACAAAACAAAAAUAACCCUGUAACACACAGCCUAGACUGGCCGCCUGAGGGUCAAAGAGGGACAGAAUUGGAGCUUGCUCGGAAAAUACCGGCAGCGUUGCAGCUCUUGGAGAGCCCGGCUGAACAAAACACACAUUAACCUCCGCUCGUUACAGAGAAGCAAUCCUUUGAAAGGGCCAUGCGGUUGUCAUAGCGUUCACUUUUAAUGAUGCCUCCUGCCAUGAUGGAUCCUUUGGAUAUCUGGGCAGUAGAUUCCCAGAUCCCAACAGAUAACAGUAUCACUGCAGAUUUCUUACUACCCACUGGAAUGUACAUUCAGUUGGAUGUGCCUCGCGAGGCCACCAUUGAACAUAUCAAAUCACUCCUAUGGGCACAGGCACAGGCAUACCCACUGUACAGUGUUCUGGGCGAACAGGAUUCCUAUAUGUUUCAAUGUGUAAACCAGUCAGCUGUGCAUGAAGAGCUGGAAGAUGAGUCUCGUCGCCUGUGUGAUGUUAGACCCUUCCUUCCUGUUUUAAAGCUUGUAGCCAGGAACUGCAACAGAUCUGAGAAACUACUGGAUUCAAAAAUUGGUGUACUUAUUGGGAAAGGUCUCCAUGAGUUUGAUGCACUAACAGACCCUGAGGUUAAAGAAUUCCGCAGCAAAAUGCGUAAAAUCAAUGAGGAGAAUAUGUUGAAACGUCAAGGGCUGUCCUGGAUGGACUGGUUGCAGCAUAACUUUCCCCCCGAACUUGAAUCCACUGGCUUUAAUAAUACUGAAGACAAACUGCACAAAGACAAUUUCCUCGUAGCUAUCCGGUUUGAGUCUUGCCAGGACAUCUUCAAUUUCCAGGUAUCUCCAAACUUGAAUCCCCUUCACUUAAAUGAACUUGCCAUUCGGAAACAGCUGACCAACCAUGGGAAAGAGAAUGAGGAGUUCAAUCCCAGAGAUUUUGUGCUACGCAUAAGUGGAAAGCAGGAAUACCUGUUUGGCGAGCAGCCACUGAUUCAAUUCCGGUAUAUAAGAAACUGCGUGUCAAAAGGAAUCCACCCUCAGCUGACUCUAGUUGACUGCAGGACAAUUAAGGAGAUGUGUGAUCGUGAAAUGUCAGCUAUUGGUAUCGCCUUGCAUCGGAAAUCAUCCACUCCUCCUCUUCCUUUGCCACCCAAGAGACGGACCAUUUCUCAAAUGGCAGGUAAUGUUUGGGAUAUAAAUAGUCCUUUCAAGAUUGUUCUCGCUCAUGGGAUCAAAAUAAAUGCAGAUGAAUCACUACGGGUUCAGGUCAGGGCUGGGAUUUUCCAUGGAACUGAACUCCUUUGUGAACCUGUUGUAAGCAAUGAGAUUUCUGGGAAAAAUGACCUUGUAUGGAAUGAGACACUGGACUUUGAAAUCAAUGUUUGUGAUCUGCCGAGAAUGUCCCGACUCUGUUUUGCUGUCUAUGGAGUGAUGGAUAAAGUGAAGAAACAGAAAUCAACAAAGAAUGUGACCAAAUACCAGACCAUUCGGAAAGCAGGAAAAGUGCACUAUCCAAUUGCAUGGGUGAACACAAUGAUAUUUGACUUCAGAGGACAGCUGAAGAGUGGUGACCUAUCACUACACUGCUGGUCGUCAUUUCCUGAUGAAUUGGAAGAAAUGUUGAAUCCCAUGGGCACAACACAGGCAAAUCCAUAUACUGAGAAUGCUACCGAGUUACAUAUUCAGUUUCAUGAAUACAGCAAAGUAGCAAUCUUCUAUCCUGCUUUUGACAAGAUCUUGGAAAAGGCAGCAGAGAUUGCACGAAGCAACGACUCCCUGAGCACAUCAGGUCGAGGAUGGAAGAAAUUACAUAUUGAGCUAAGAGAAAUCAUGGAACGAGAUCCAUUAUCACAAUUGUGUGAAAAUGAAAUGGAUUUAAUAUGGACUCUACGAUAUGAUUGUCGUGAAAACUUUCCUCAGUCACUGCCCAAACUGCUGCUCUCAGUAAAGUGGAAUAAACACGAAGAUGUGGCACAGCUCCAAGCUUUGCUCCAAAUAUGGACCAAAAUAGCACCAAGGGAGGCAUUAGAAUUGCUGGACUUCAACUAUCCAGACCAAUAUGUGCGGGAAUAUGCUGUGGGAUGUUUGAAAGAAAUGAGUGAUGAAGAGCUUUCUCAGUAUCUCCUGCAGCUGGUGCAAGUACUGAAAUAUGAGCCAUACUUUGACUGUGCCCUUUCCAGAUUUCUUUUGGAGCGAGCGCAAGCCAACAGAAGAAUAGGCCACUUCCUGUUUUGGCAUCUCAGGUCUGAAAUGCAUCUACCUGCCACUUCUCUGCAAUUUGGGUUGAUUUUGGAGUCAUACUGUCGAGGAAGUAUCCCUCAUAUUAAAGAUCUUUCCAAACAGAUGGAAGCUCUGAGUAAGAUGAAAGCUAUCAAUAGUCUCGUGAAAAUCAGUUCACUGAAGGUGGCAAAGAAUAAGUUGAAGGAUGUGAUUCAUACCUGCUUGAAACAGCCUGUGUACCAGGAAGCAUUGUCCAACAUUCAGUCACCACUGAAUCCCAGUGUUAUCCUUUCAGAACUGAAUAUAGACAAAUGCAGGUAUAUGGAUUCCAAAAUGAAGCCUCUCUGGAUAUUGUACAACAAUAAAAUGUUGGGAGGAGAGCCAGUGGGAAUUAUCUUUAAAAAUGGUGACGAUCUGCGACAGGACAUGCUGGCUCUGCAGAUUCUCCACUUGAUGGACAUGCUGUGGAAGGAGGCAGGCUUAGACCUCAGAGUUGUGCCUUAUGGCUGCCUUGCAACAGGAGAUAAAUCUGGUGUAAUUCAGGUGGUGUCUGCUGCAGAAACUAUAGCCAAUAUCCAGCUAACUAAUAGUAAUGUUGCUGCUACUGCUGCCUUCAACAAAGAUGCUUUGCUAAACUGGCUCAAGGAAAAGAAUUCUGCAGAUGCACUUGAACGAGCAAUUGAGGAAUUUACCCUGUCAUGUGCUGGAUACUGUGUAGCAACCUAUGUGCUGGGGAUUGGCGAUCGACAUAGUGACAACAUUAUGGUCCGGGAAACUGGCCAGCUCUUCCAUAUUGAUUUUGGACACAUUCUUGGCAAUUUCAAGUCAAAGUUUGGAAUUAAGAGAGAGCGUGUGCCUUUUAUUCUUACCUACGACUUCAUUCAUGUCAUUCAACAAGGAAAAACAGGGAACACAGAAAAAUUUAGCAGGUUCCGUCAAUAUUGUGAAGAAGCUUACCUGAUUCUGCGCAAGAAUGGAAACCUGUUCAUUACUCUGUUUGCACUAAUGUUGACAGCAGGACUACCUGAGCUAAGCUCUAUCAAAGACAUCCAAUACCUUAAGGACUCUCUUGCUUUAGGUAAAAAUGAUGACGAAGCAUUGAAGCAGUUUCGACAAAAGUUUGAUGAGGCCCUUCGUGAAAGCUGGACAACAAAAGUGAACUGGAUGGCUCACAUUGUGGCCAAAGACAAAUGGUCCUAGUGAAUUUUUAGCAAUGCACUGAAAGAAAUGCUGGAAGUUAAAUGAGGAAACAGCUUGCCUCUGGACCAAAUUGCAGGAGAAUUCUACAAUUGUUGGACUUCACGCCUUCCAACCUCUAGUACAACUAUAACAUAAUGAAAUAUGUAUAUAUUUGCUGGAUCUUGCUGACUUUGCACGCUGCAGGCGACUGGUUGCUUCAUCUUGAGAUUCUUAAUGGCAUGGUACUAGUGGAAUAGAUGUACACUUUUCCAGAAGUUGAGGCUGACUGAUACCAAAUAUUGAACACUAUCAACAUAGAUUCUGUGUGAUUGCUAUUGGGUGUUCAUGUUCAUAUUGUUUAUGUUGGAUUCCUUUUAAGUGGAAGAUUUUAUUUUAGAUCAGUUAGUCUGGACUGAAAGGUCAUGAUAGGAUCCAGUUAACAGGAGCUGGUGAUAGUUAGUUAUUUUUAUGAAAUAAGCAUUUAUAUAAUUCUGGAUUUUAGUGACAUGAGUCUAUCCCAUAGUAAAACACCGAGAAUAGUAUCAAUCUCCUUGGAUGCUAUUUGAUCAGUGCCAUAUUGCUGCAGAUGUUGUUUUAAAUCCAAGGAGAAUGAUUCUGUUUUCACUGAAAGUUAUGAACAAUAGGUCAAUGUAAUAAAGUUGGUCUGAAAGGAAAAUAAACUGAUACUCAAGACACAUCUAUUCUACCCAUGACACUACUCAUCCUGACUCCUUAUCAUUUGAUGGAUGGUUUGCAAACAACUGGUGAAUAAGCGUGGAAUUGCCAUUUUUGUUCUCCAACCAUUGUUGAGAUCUUAGCAUUGAAUAAGGAAAAUGCUUAGCAGUGCUGUAUUUGUGAAUUUGCAUUUUAACAUGUCAAGUCAACUUUAGAUUUUGAGUGAUUUCAAUCAUGCUUUGUGGUGUGUUUCAGAUGAUGUUGUAGAGAUGAUGAGAGAGAUAUUUUCAGUCUUGCACCAUCAGUUUAAGACCCUAUCUGGAAUUAAUUCAAAGGGCUUUAGCUGCACUUUUCAGGCUGUGUUAUCCCAGGAAUGAUAAAGUUGUGCUGGCUUGACUUAUUUCCUGUCACUUUAAUUGUGAUUACUAAGAUAAAUUAAAAUCAGCUUUUAUGUUCCAUUCUCGAAUGUAGCUUUAUUUUAAUCAUUCAUGGGAUGUACUCAUUGCUGGGUGGACCAGCAGUUAUUGCCCAUUCCGAGUCACCCUGAGAGAACCACUGCUGGUCCUUUUGCUGUAGGUAGACAAAUGACGCUAAUAGGGAGGGAGUUCCAGGAUGUUGACCCAGCAAUGCCAAUGGAAUGGUGAUUAUUCCAAGUUAGGACGAUUAGUGGCUUUUUGGUGGUGGUGGUGCUGUCGCUGUCAUGCAUUUUGUCCUGGAGAAUAGAAUUCACAUGUUUGGAAGGAGCUGUCAAAAGGCAGCUUGCAGAGUUAAUGCAAGUGCAUUAUAUGGAUUGUACGCAUUGCUGCCAUUACAUUGUCAGUGGUGAAGAGAGUGAGAAUGUUGGAUGCCAAUGUCGCAAGCUGCUCUGUCAUGUGUGAACUUGUAUUAAUGGUGUCUCCUCAACAUGAGGCAACAGUGAGGAUACUUGUAAGGAAAAGAAUUGCUCUGAUCUCACGUUAUCUUAAUGUAAGCAUGUUCCUUAGAUCAGAGUUCUGAUAUUUCAAAACAUAACACCUGGAUUGUCUAGGUAGUCAGAUGUGCUUAUCUGAUAUAGAUUCAUUUUGUCACAGUGUUAUCAAGUUUGCUAAUUAAUAUUUUGAGGAGUACCCAACAUUGGUGUAGGUCCACAUUUAAAUGAACAGAGAACAUAUUGGUAUUUACAAAAUGUAAAUUGUUUAGUAAACAGAUUUUUGAAUUGUAAAUGCCAGGCUGUCCUGCGGUGAUUCUGAUGUGAAAUUAUACUGGGAAACUAAUAUUUCUGGUGUGGUGGAGGCCUUCUGUAGUUCCAUUUAGACACACCAAAAGCACACUGCAUUCAAAUUGCCCACUGACGCAAACCACAAAGGAGAUCACUUGGUUCAAUCUGUGGUUUUUUCUGACCCUCAGCAGCUACUGUUUAUUAAGGGUCCUGCCACUUUUUUUUGAUUCAGCUAUUUUAAUGCUGCUUUAAUUUGCCUUUAUCUACAGUGCUGCUCAAUGGAGGGGUAAGAUAUAUAACAAGUAAACAGUGAACACUGCAGUUUUGAUGCCUAGAUGGAAUGGUACUGCAUUUUCGCUUCCUUGGUGCUACUGCAGGCAACUACUUGUAAUUUGUGCAAUACAAAGAUUUUUUGCCACAAAACAGUCAUGGUUGCAGGCGCUAAAACAUUAGUGAGGGAACCAUCUUCAGUUCUUCUGCCUUUUCAGGCGAAGAGCUAUCAGGUUUUAACAGUAUGGGUAUUACAAGUUAAUGCAACCUUUGCUUUCAAAUUUUAAACUGAAAAUUUAUUAAAGGUAAUUUGGAAUAAGGAAGCUUCCUUACAAGCAUUGGGUAUGUGGUGUUAUCAGGAUUUAACUGUAUUGAAUAUUACAUGGUAAGUGCUCAAAGCACUGUGUAGAUUUUGGAAUAUUAUUAGAGUUCUUCACUGAACAGAAACCUCCAUUAAGAAAUCGACCAAUUGUCAUUAUGGUAAAUAUGAAAAAAACUGGUAAGAUGGACUUUUUUUAAAAACCUAACAAAGUGAAGUGAUUUUUAUUUGCACAGUUUAACCUAAAUGCUUUGAUAUUAAUACUUUAGUGCACUUUAGCAAAUAGUUAGUGUCAGCAAAGAUACCUCUUUUGCAUGCUUAAGAUUGACAUGGGCAUAUGCCAACUGUAGUCCUGAAUUUUUUACAGCUUGCCUUUGUUAACUGUUCAGGUUGGAUGUUUGUCAGAUAUUCUGAGUAAUACUGGAGUUUCUUGAAGUUCUCAGCUUAAAACAACUGAUUAUUUAUUUGGGAAAGUUACUUUCAACAGUAAGGAAGCCAAAUUAUAAAGAUUGAUUUACUUUUUUAAAAUGUAUAUUUUGAAAUGCAUGCCUGUUUCCAAUCAGUUAUCCACCCAAAAUAGUAUAUAUAGACAAACAUUAUACUGGCCUGGGAAAAACUGCAGUAAAUUUUCAAAUGUAAAGGAAUACAGCUGAUUUUAAAAAAAGCAUUCUGAAAAGUCAGUAGGGUACAUUGCUUCUUCAUUAUCCCUCUAUUUUCAGCCAAAUCCCUCUAUUGUAGCCAAAAUUAGAAUUAUUCCAUUAAUGGAGAUCUAUCUUUGUGUGCUAGACCUACUUUUUGCAAAGCCUUAAGUGUAAAGUGUUAUUUAUUUGGUUUAAAUGCAUUUUCAAUGUGGAUUUUACUGUCUUCCCAUCUGUUUUAUCAAUUGUCAUCUGUCCUCCCUCUUAGAAGUGUGGGACAUUGAGCUGCAGACUACUCCAUGGCUGCUGUCAAUGCUGCUUUGAGUGUCAGACUUGCACAUGGCAUAGCAGACUGGACGUCUGAGUAUUUUUCCAUGCUCAUGGCGAGUGGGGUGGGGUGCACUGGUCCACCUUGUAAUUAAUGGAGAAUUAUCAAAGCGUGUAAUGCCAGAUGAGGUUGGAUUUGGGAUUUGAGCCAGUAACCUCACUAUUGGUAUUCCCAUGCUUUAUUAUCAAUGCUACUGUUCUGCCUUUUGUAUAUUGUUUAUAAGAAUCAAUAAUGCUUGUUGCUACUACUGAGUUGUGUAGAUUUGUACAGAAUUAUUACAGGACUUAAAAAUAAAUUUUCUCCGUAAGGGCUUGGGCAACACUCCUAUAAUAUUCCAAUAAACAUCAUGCAAACUGGAUUUAUUUAAAUUGUGUCCUUGUAAUAAACAAGUAAACUGUAUGAUAAAUAACUGGCAUGCAGGGAACUGUGCCUUUUAAAGAUUGGCCAUAGAUUUUGAAUGUACUGAUGUUUACUGUUUCAAAAUUUUAUCCUGUUUAUAUUAAAUCAUGUCAUUUCAGAAGGAAAUCUGCAAGGAACAGGA